This is a messenger RNA of Thalassophryne amazonica, 3330 nucleotides long. It is a transcript of the gene prr36a, whose product is annotated as proteoglycan 4. The coding region runs from base 1 to 1941 and encodes 646 amino acids. Lineage: Eukaryota; Metazoa; Chordata; Actinopteri; Batrachoidiformes; Batrachoididae. The record is from RefSeq and is a predicted model, not a curated record. The transcript has 5 exons.
AUGGAGAACGCUGAUGGACCAUUGAAGUGUAAGAGGAACUACUCACUCAAGGUGCUGAGGUUGAGCCCCUGGUUUUUAUUUUACAACAUCGGCAACAUCUGCUCCUACACUUCAGGAGGGAAUGAAACCGGAUGGUGUUACCAUGGAAACCACAGAACCAACAGCAGAAGCAAAUCCUUCCUACCACAGGGUAACGAACCUCAACAAGACUCUCCCCCAUCAGAACCACAGGAGCUGCUGGUCAGGAGGCUACUCCUGCUGCCAGCAGAUCAGCUGUUACCAAUGCCCCCAAAACCCAGCACUUCAGCCGCAUCAAAAACUGAUGGUAGCAGCCUUUCAAAGACCACCAGGCCUGUUGCAUCUCGGCCUGCAUCUGCUAUGACCAGGCCCACCAAAGCUACAACCAAACCCUCUACCAGUGUAUUGGCCAAAACUGCAGCCCCCAGAGUUACUACAGCACCCUCUAGUGGCCGAACCACAACAGUACAGUCUUCCAAACCCACUGCUGUUAAAGAUGUCUGUCAACCGCAUUCUGCUACAGUGGCCAAGAAACCCGCAACAUCAGCUGCUCCCAAAAAACCUGAAGCCUCAAAAACCCCAGGCACCACAAAGCUUAACUCUGCCGCUAAAAAACCUAUGUCAACGCAGGUAGCAGAUCCCAAGCAAUCCAAAACUCAAGACCCACUGAAGCUUACUAAAAAACCUGCUGUAACCACUGCUCAAGUCCGUGCUGUUAACAAGCAGCCAUCGGGCCGGCCCCCACUUGCUUUACCAGUCAACAAACCUACAGUCAGCAACUCUCAGGCAAAGAAAGGCCUUAAACCUACUGUGCCGCCUUUCACUGCCAUCAAGAAGACUGACGUCCCAGUGCACAGUGGGCCUGGAAAAGUACAGAGUUCUACAAGUACACCGGCUGCUGCAGCACUUCCAACAGUUCCCAAAGAGGCUGCCGUAGUUUUACCGCAACCAUCCCUUUUUGCUACCUCAGCACCAGAAGAGGCAUCUUCCAAAGGCUUUGACAAAGAGACUCCGCAAGACAAUGGCGCUGCUUGGUCUCCACACAGUCCUGAGAGGACAACCAUCCCACAAAUAUCUCCAAAUCAUGAGCAGACAGACGCCUCCACUCCUCCUCUAGUGAUGCAGGAGAGACCCUGUGUCCCAGUUGAAGUUCAAUUAUCUGAAGUGGCCUCUCGUACAGAGCCGUCGGAGCCAGUUUACUCAUUAGCAGAUUGUACUACAUCUAAAUCACUUCCAACAGCAGCUGCACCUCAGAUGUUUCCUUCUGACAAUCUCAAUGAGGAGGAGGAUGAAGAGGAGAAAGAGGGAAGUCAGCUGGUUUCUGUGUCAGAAAUGAGUGGUGCGACACAACCCACUGAAGAGUCUCGUCCUGGCUCAGCUGGGCCAUUGGGUGGAUGUGCUUGGAGGGCUGGUGGUGCAUUGCUGUCUGAACUGGAUUCUGAAGAGGUCAGUGGCAGUCAGCAGGGAGCUUCUGAACUGAGUGCCCCUGGCGUAUUGGAGGGCACAGAAAGCACUGACGAUUUGGGGGACGGCAGUCUAAAAGGAGCUAUGGACAUUGAAGGAGCCUCGGCAGGUUCACCUGACUUUGAGAAGGUUCCUGACAUACCAGUUAAUGACUUUGAGGAAGAAGAGGAUGAUGAGGAUGACUACGAUCGUGUGUGUGACAUGGAUGUUGGCUCGGAGCAAGCAGAGGACCCACAGAGACCCAGGCACGAUAAUGAUGUGGAUGAUGAUGAAGAUGUAGAAAUGGCCAGUGAGGGUGUAACAGAGAGUGGACUAGAAAGCUAUGGCAAUGCAGAUGAGGAUGACUUUGUCGAGGAUGAAAGGUUGGACAACUUGAACAGGUUGGCCCAACUGCCACCUCCUCUCACCUGCUGCCCUCAGCCCCAGCUGCUCAGUGGAAUCAACAGAACCCGCUUGUAGAUCCAUGGGCGCAGCCUCAGCAGAUGUUGGAGGUAGCAGGAGCUGUGGUUAGCACCUUCACUGACCCUUGGCAAGCAGAUUCUGAGACCCCAACACAAUCCCAAGCCCAGCCUUGGUUAGAACUUGGGUCCAUUUCCUGUGUUCCAGAAAAUCGAGAAGUUCCUCAUCAUCCCUCUGUCACACAUGAAGUGCAAAAUGAAGCGUCUCAUAUGUAUAUGAAUCAGCCCAGCCUACCCCUGAUGCAGAACUUAGCUCCAGCUCACCUCUCUGCCCCAGGAAUGUCACUGUCAAGUACUGUGAGCAGUGAAACAAGUACCCCAGAGGAACUUGGUGACUACGAUCAAGAGAAGCACCAAUCUCGCACUCAGGCUGGAGUUGUGCCUGCGCAGCAUUACCAGCCUGAGGUAGAGCACAAAGACCUCAGCAUGUACUUGGAUGGAGAAGAAGAGGCUGAAGCAGAAACCCUCCCUGCUGAUGAGAUCCUGGGAGAGCCCACAACUGCAUCUUCAUCAUCUGUAACAGAUGAUGAAGCCAGUGACACAGAGGGAGAGGUUCAGUUGAUUGGGGAUUCAUCAGAUAGGUCAGGAAUCUGCCAUGCAACCUUUGAAAGUCAGCCUCUUGGUCAACGCUGCCUAUCUACUGUGGAGGAAGGAGAGGAGGCAGAGUCCGAGGCUGUGGAAGGUGGUGCUGGGGAAGACUUCACCCUACCUUCAGCUACCUCUGUGACUUCUGGGUUUGACGUAAUGACAUCAGCUUCAAACUCAAAUGGCCAGUCAACAGGUGAGAGUUGCCCCAAGAGCCCUGGUGUGUUUUCCCUAGAGGAGCUGUCUGAGGAGUCCAAGGAGCCGUGUGCUGUCCAGCAGGUUCACAACCAGCCAACAAUGGAAGAGCAGCACUACGCUGAAUACAGGUACCAGGAAGCAGAGUUAAUGGAAAGUGAUGAAGAAGAACAAGGUCCCGGAAAAGCUCCUGUGAGCUCCUUAGAGCAACCAGAUGAGAUCCAGCCCCCCUGUUAUAAAGCUAUCUGUGAACAAACUGACGACUCUUUUGCAGGUAACGUAUAGUUCAUUGCUCUGGCUGCCUGCGUAUCCUUUGUCUCCUUUGGCCAUUCCAGUCUCCACAAAAUAUCUCUGUACUUCCUGUUUGUCCUGAAAUCUCUGGGGGUGGAUGUAAUCACAUUAAAAUCACAUUUAAAACAGAGAGCAAGAUUCCAUUAUGACUAUAUGGCUUAAAUUCCUAUAUGUGCAAUACCUAUUUACUCUUCUGUGUGCUUGGGUUUGGUCUUGUUUUAAAAAGAUGUUCCUGCUUGUCGUGAACUGGCAUAGAAUCGACUCUAUUUACAGUGCAAAAACAAAAUCAAUGAAAAAUAAAUGUGGAAUUGACUAUUAC